CACAAGCAGGCAACUCUAAGAUAUCCAUUGAACAAGAAAAACAUGUUACGGUGCCGCAAUCAAAGUUUUCAAUGGCAACCAACACGUCUCAAACCUCGGAAAAAUAUCAAACUAGCAAUGAAAUGGCUAUACAGAAGAAUGGACAGCCUCAAUUGGAAUUACUAUGUAAAAAAGAACUGUCAAAUUUUAGCAUGUCUGAUAACGGAGGAACGAAAAGUAAAACACUAAGCAGUUUAGGUGAGGAGAAUGGUAUGAUGCAACAGAAUCGAUCUAAUGAGGGCACUUCACCAAACAUAGAUAGUAAUCAUCAUGAGCAACAUCAUAAUAAUGUGAAUGUUUUAUAUGGUCUUGGUGAUCAUGCAGAAGAAUCAUUGCAAAUGUUAGACAAGAAAGCUGGUGAGUCGUCUAAUGAUGACAAUACUAUGCCGUUGCUGAACAAUAUUCGUGAAGUUGAAUGCAAUUCUAGUGCUGCCAGAUUUGCUGAAUGUCUAGCACAGAAGAGUGAUUUCUCUGAUGAUUUGGUUAAUGCAAUCAAAAGAAUCGAAUCUCGCAUUUUGGCCUUUAAAAUUUGUUCAAAUUUGGUUGAUUCCAGUAAGAACGGCACAGUUCGAGAUCUUUCACACAAAGUAGCUAAUUUGGGAAGUCCCAAACUACAGAGAAAAGACAGUGCUGCAAGAAGUCAGUUGAGUUCAAAAAGGCCUCUCUGGGAAGGACAUAGAUUAAUGAAUCAGCACACAUGUGAUUCAAGUUCUAAAGGUGAAAAUUUGAUUACAGCAAAUGCAGUUGAAGAACCAUUUUUAUCUCGAAAUGAAUCAUCGAAUCAGAGUCAGGUGGCUUAUCAAAAUUGUGGACUGCAUACAAAUCCAGAAUCUGCAAAAAGCAUUUAUAUACCAAAACAUAUUAGUACCCAAACGGUAUCAGUAAGAGAAGAAUUGAGAAGUGGAACUAGGAUCCAACCUUCAGUACAAAACACGGUCUUUGUAGAUAGAGUCAAGUCUUUGAAUAGGUUAGUUAGUGGUGAUUCUCAAUUUGGAAAUCAAGCUAGUGAGUGUAUUCAAGGUUUGAGGGUUCCUUUGAGUCAAGAUAAUCUUACUAAGAAGUCUUCCAUGUUAGGUAGUCAAACAAAUAGGGAAAGUUUAGUUAGAAAAACUCCAGUAGCAGGUUGGUCUAAGACUGAUCCGAAACAGAAGGAAAGGAAUUCUGAAUCUUCCCAUGCACAAAAAUUAGCAAAAUCCACACCCAAUGUUGCACGGAGAGAUAAGCUACCCCCUCAUCAGAUGGUAAUAAAACCAACUCUGUUAGAUCAGAGAUCAAGUGAGAUUAAGGUGAAUUCCCAUCAACAUAGAGAUGGGUCAGUUUUAGACAGGAGAGGAAGUCAUAAGACGGGACAUGCUGAACCUUCUAAGACAAGGGUUCGGCCACAACUUCAUGAACCAGAGGAAUCAAGUUCAAACUCUGACUCUUCUUCUCAAUCGACUUCUCAGCAAGACAGUGCCAAUACUAGUAGUCAAUCGGAGGACUCCUUGUCAGUUGGUACACAAGGUUCCAAAUCAGGAAGGAUGGUUGAUGCAUCAUAUGAAGGAAACUCAGAAGAGAGUAGUGAUUCAUAUCUUAAUAAGGAAGAUGACCCUUCAUAUAGAGUUGGAAGUUUUCAAUCUUAUGGACAUCGCAGUAAAGGAAAUCCUAAGAAAACAGUUGGAGGCCUAAAAAGACUGAAAAAUAAGCUGGGGCUAAUCUUUCACCAUCACCACCACCAUCAUCACCACCACCAUCUUGAUGGUGAUAAUGGUAGCACUCAUUCUUAUGAAGGUCCUAGACAUUCAAUGUGGAAUAAUUUACAGAAUGUUUUCCAUCACAAAAACAAACAUGGGAUGAUAACAAAUCAUAAAGAUGAGAAGACAAGGAGAGGGGCUAUUACAAAAUAUUCGCCUCGCAGAAACCAGGUUGGGCAGUUUCACAGACUUGUGGAAGGACUAUUGAGACAUAUCCGGCAUUCGAAAAAACCAAAGCCAUCCAAGAAUGGUUGGGUGAAAGGGUCUAAGAAUACUGCACAUGGACAUAGGAAAAAGAAGCCGCAUUGGUGGCAAAUCCUUCCACGACGCCGAGGAGUGAAGUUGAAAAACAAAGGCCGGGUUAAAAAAAUGGGGUUUAUAAGCCAAAAAUCACUUAAGAACUAAGUCUGAAUAUGCACAUUUGAAUUUCUGGUCUUUCAGGUAUUACCUUAUAUAGCUUGUGGGAUUACAGUUCCUUCAAUUUAGGACCUAUCAAAUAUUCUGAUCAGGUAUAUCCUUUGAUUUUCUUCUAUUCUUCUAGAUACUUUGGCUCUGUUGAAUGGCCACCUGGUGAAUCUCCCAAUUUGGUUAAUGCUGGCUUGGUGAUCCUGUAUAUGCACUGUCAUACGAAAAAUUGACACGAAAACUCUCUGCUUCUCAUGUUUCAAAUAUUUUUAUAUUGAUAUUAAUGUAUAAAUUCUUUGUUAAUUGUCAAUUUUAAAAAUGACAAUUCCUUCUUGAUGUUAGAAGAUCUAAGCAAUUUGGUAGAAUAUGCUUCGUUGUACUAUGCAUUUGUUAAAUAUAAUCUAUUCAUUUAU
Messenger RNA from Trifolium pratense (red clover), 2590 nucleotides. RefSeq names its product basic-leucine zipper transcription factor A. The transcript has a single exon. Bases 72 to 2177 code for a protein of 701 amino acids. The record is from RefSeq and is a predicted model, not a curated record. NCBI's taxonomy places the organism in Eukaryota, Viridiplantae, Streptophyta, Magnoliopsida, Fabales, Fabaceae.